Molecule: messenger RNA, 2685 nt
Organism: Penaeus vannamei (Pacific white shrimp)
Lineage: Eukaryota; Metazoa; Arthropoda; Malacostraca; Decapoda; Penaeidae
Product: protein escargot
Biological process (GO): regulation of transcription by RNA polymerase II
Molecular function (GO): DNA-binding transcription factor activity, RNA polymerase II-specific; RNA polymerase II cis-regulatory region sequence-specific DNA binding
Source: RefSeq, a predicted model, not a curated record
UCUGCGCCGCGUCCAUGACAGCUGUUCAGGCAAACAAAUUCUUCGUCACAUCGCCGCGGAAGACACAAGAUGACUCCUACACCAACCUCCUCGAAGGAGCACAUUGCUCGGCCGCCCAAAAAGAGGCCGCUUGCGCUCUUCAACUACACGCUCGAUUCCAUGCAAGGGUCUGAGGAUGAGCCACAGGAUCUGAGCAUGAAGAGCCGUAGGGUCACCACGCCCACGCCCACGCCCGUGGUCACUACGCCCACACCACCGCCACCUCCUGCCCAUGUCAGGAUACCCUCGAGCCCGCCUCCCGCCCCGCGCCCUUCCGUCGCCACGCCCCUGCUCCCGCCCCGGUCCACGCCCGACGUCAGCGCGCUGCUGGGCCUCGUCGGCGGAAGCAUCAACCUCUCCACCAGCAUCUCCAGCCACAACAACAAUAACAACACCAUCUCUUGCAACACCAGUGCCAGCCCUAGUUACUCCAGCAACUUCAGCAUCAACACGGAGAGUAACUUCAGCAAUAACUUCGCCGCCGCCAAUAGCAGCCUGAUGAGCAGCGCCGGCCUUCGCCUCAUCAGCGAGGUGGCGGCUGCCUGUGGGCGGCCUACGGUUCUCCGGGCGCCCGGAGGCAGCGGGGAGACGCCCAGUAGUCACGCCAGCCCCUACGCGCCCCCGACGCCCAGGGACCCCUUGCGCCAUGCCAUUCGGGACCGCCAGUCGGGCGUCCGGCCGUGGCACUACCACCCUUAUCUGCCCCUCGGGGUCUACAACCUGCCCUCGCACCUCCAGUCCCCCCGCACGGCCACGGGUGCGCGGAAGGACAUGAGGGACGUGAGCAACGCGACGGUGCGGUCCCGGGCGGGCUCCGUGUCCCCGCCGGGCGAGACGGGCUCCAGCAGCAGCGAGAGCAGUCCUGAGGUCCAGCAAGAUGGCCGGACGCCGCGCCUCUCCUGCCCGGACUGCGGCCGUCGCUACGCCACCAUGGCCGGCCUGGCCAAGCACCGACAGUUUCACUGCUUGAAGGAUGCCGGCAGGUCCUUCGGCUGCAAGCACUGCGACAAGGUGUACACGAGCCUGGGCGCCCUCAAGAUGCACAUCCGCACCCACACCCUGCCGUGCAAGUGCCACCUGUGCGGAAAGGCCUUCUCGCGCCCGUGGCUCCUGCAGGGCCACAUCAGAACCCACACGGGAGAGAAGCCCUUCCAGUGCUCGCAGUGCGACCGCUGCUUCGCCGACCGCAGCAACCUCCGAGCUCACCUCCAGACGCACACCGACGUCAAGAAGUACGCCUGCCGCACGUGCCCCAAAACCUUCUCCCGCAUGUCUCUGCUGGUGAAGCACGAGGAUCAUGGUUGCCCCGGGGUGAGACCCGCACGCCCUCUGGCGCUGGCACCCGCCCCGACGGUGCCCCUGUGACGCCCAUGAAACGCCCACACUUUAUCCAGUGUUGUUACCAGUGACACCAGAUAACAUUUGCAAGAUAACCAUUCAGGUGCUAAUGAAAUCGGAAUCCAAUCCCAAUUUACGUGCCACAUGUAACGGUCGUUAAGGUUAUGCUGCAAAGGAUAUGGGAAGAGCACGUUCGGUCCGCUCGUGCCAGUGCGUGAAGUGCCAAAGUGUCACGUAGUUCUGAUGAAUUGCUACGUCUAGUCAUGCCACGCCCAUUGUAGGUUUGGCUGCCUCGGAAAGGGGGAAUCACAAAAUAGUCCAGAACCAUAUACACUUUCACAGAAAAUUGAAAUUAUUCCCAUAUAUCGCGGACAAAAACUCGGACAAACCCAAAAUUUUUCAAAGAAAAAAAUUGCCCUCGAUGCCACGUCCAGGACAAUGGCAUCGGAAUGUGUAAAUGUCCCCGUGCAUCGCCUUCGCCCCAAGCCAGGUGUUCCCCCUUUCGAAGUCCGCCGUUCCCGAGAGCUUUACCUGAGACCCCACAGCCAGACCGGGUCUUCUCAACGUACCUGCAUUCCUCCAGGCCCGGCCAUUGUGUCGCCGGUGGGGGAGGGGCGGGAGGGACGCCGGGGGAGGCACCGUGGGAGCCGCCCCCUUCAGGAUAGGAGAGGGAGGGGAGGGGUUAUGGGAAUGAGAGGGAGAGAAUGAGUGGGUCAAGAAUGAGAGAAGCUGUGUGAGAUCUGUGAGUGUGAAGGGGUAAGUGUGAGAGAAAAGGGUGACGCCAUGUGAGAAGGAACAUGAGCAGAGAACUAGUGUGAUUGAUGGAUGAAAACACGAAAUUUAUUUGAUGGACAACGCAUGCGUAGAUGCCAGAACGUCAGAUAGUGUUGAGUAAACGUAGAGAAAAAUGUAAACAAGACAAAGAGUGUAUUCAAAAUACCAUCGAAAGGUCGCAUGUGACUUGCUCACCCUUCCCGACCAUGACUUUCCUUAGGACUGGACUUUAUAUACGACUUUAUAUGCAUCAAACUGCCUUCCCAUGCUGUCAGAGCCUUAUAUAUUUGCUGUGACUUGCUAUGCCAACCGACUCUUUAGAGACACAAUGCUGCCAUACGUUUUGAUAAUAAACAAAGCGUUUUGUAAAAUAUAUUGUCUGAGAGUCAAUGGCAUAUGUUACUUUUUGUGCCAAUGAGAUUCGGUGCCUUCUUCACUACUCACUGUCUUGCUAUUGUAUAUGCAGAUUCACUAUUAAAUACUUCCUAUGUAAUAUGUAUAUCUAUAGUAUAUCUAUAUUUUAUACAUCUUUAU